CAGCAGCGUCGAGGUUUCUCUCAUCCCUCAUUGCUCCAUUCCCGGUCACUCCCAAUUUCACGAUGUCAGAAGCCCCAUUCAGACCACGCGAGCAGUUGAUGGAGAAGCAGAAAUAUUUCCAAAGCAUCCACAAACACACAUAUCUGAAGGGACCUUUUGAUAAGGUCACCUCUGUUGCCAUUCCAGCUGCUUUGGCUGCCACUUCUUUGUUCCUUAUUGGACGAGGUAUCUACAACAUGUCACAUGGGAUCGGGAAGAAGGAAUGAGGCAGCACUGGCACAUGGCUGGAAAUCAAAGUUCCAAAAUAUAAGUACUUCCGGGCUCUAGUGGUGUUUAUUUUCUCUGUUUGCUUCCUUUAAUAAUUGCUUAGUAGCAAAUUCUUACUUCCAAUGAAAGGUGGAUUUGUUUUUUGAUCAUAUUUAAGUUUGUUACUAAAGUUCUAUUUUGUUAUAAUUACUGCGUCGUGAUGCCAAAUGGUAAUCGAUGGUGAUUCUCAACAUACUGUAUUUUGCUUGAUGAGAGUUUUUUUUUUGGUC
Messenger RNA from Fragaria vesca subsp. vesca, 536 nucleotides. RefSeq lists its product as uncharacterized. Lineage: Eukaryota; Viridiplantae; Streptophyta; Magnoliopsida; Rosales; Rosaceae. The transcript has 3 exons. The coding region runs from base 63 to 266 and encodes 67 amino acids. The record is from RefSeq and is a predicted model, not a curated record.